Molecule: messenger RNA, 4513 nt
Organism: Anopheles moucheti
Lineage: Eukaryota; Metazoa; Arthropoda; Insecta; Diptera; Culicidae
Exons: 4
Coding region: 123-4049 (1308 amino acids)
Biological process (GO): regulation of DNA-templated transcription
Cellular component (GO): nucleus
Molecular function (GO): zinc ion binding; RNA polymerase II cis-regulatory region sequence-specific DNA binding; DNA-binding transcription factor activity, RNA polymerase II-specific
Source: RefSeq, a predicted model, not a curated record
GGCACAGCAAAAACAGUUUAUUAUUUUGUUUUGUUUACAGAGCCAAAACGACGGUAAUUGAAACAUAAAAGUUGUGAUUUGAUGUGAUCGCGAGGGGCGCUUGGAAAGUGUGCUAGACGAAGAUGGAUCGGGCACGGUUUUCGAUCAGCUUACUGUGCGAGCAAAUAUCCAAAACCUGUCGCCUAUGCGGAGUGGAUAAUCCAGACAAGAUUCCAAUACUUGGUGCAGAAGAUAUCAUUGCAUCCGAUGAGCCACCACUGGCAAAAAAGAUUGAGCUAUGUAUAGGAAUAAAGGUGACAUUGACGGAUAAAAUGCCGCAACUAAUUUGUUCGCUGUGUGUCGAUAAGAUGAAUGAUUUCUACGAGUACCGUAUGAUGUGCGAAACCACAGAUCUUGAGAUACGCAAAAUUCUCCAUCUGCCCAUGGUACAGCCUGCUACAUCGUUACCGAAAGCUGAACCAGUAGACAGCGCUGUAAUUACGCUGGAUGAUGAAGAUGUUGAUGAAAAACCGAAAGUAAAACGUGGGCCAAAAACAAGGAAUCGAAAGAAACAACUAGAAGCUGAUGAUGCGCCGGGUAAUAGUGAAGAGGCUGAUGUUAAACCAGCGUUAGACGAACCUAGUGAAAAACGCUCAAAGUACGAUUUCCCGUGCGAGUACUGUAAUGAAUCGUUCAUCCAGAGCUCCGAACUGGAGCGUCAUCGCGUUGUGAAGCAUACACCGUUAGUGCACAAGUUCGGCUGUGGGUCUUGCAUGGAAUAUUUUGAUACAGCGACGGAGUACAAGGAUCACAACCUUUGGCACAAGCUGACACGGACGGCCUUUGGUUGUUUCAGAUGUGGCAAGAAGUUUGCUUACAUCAAUACACUGAACAAGCAUGUGUCGCUGAACGCUUGUAUAAGAAUGUCACAGGUAUCGUAUGAAGUUGCCCUCGUGCCCGAUAUGCAGUGCCGAUUAUGUCAGAAAACUUUCAAAACGCGUAACUUGUACGAGUGGCAUGGAUGCUUCAUACGCGCUCGGUCCAGCUGUCCGAAGUGUGGAAGAAAUUUUCUUAAGAAAAAUCUGCUCAUGCGACACUUCAUACUGUACUGCAACGGCACGCUCCCGCUUUUGGACCCCAUUAUCGUUCCGAAGGAUGAACCGGAUGCUGCGUCGGUUAACGGACAACCGAGCAGCGGUGGUACGGAAGUAAGACGAAGAGGACGUCCAUCACGUGCAAGCAUGAAGAACGAAACAAUAGAUUUGCCACUACCACCACUGUUCGAUCUGCCCGAUCUAAAAUCCGAGUCCAACUCCAUACCGGACGGUCACAAUUCGACCGGGGGCAUAUUUUCUGGCACUGAAGCGGAGGAUAAUCAGAAACGAACUUCGUUGAUAGAGGAGACGAACAAAAUUGCGACACUGUUACGUUCGGGCGAAUCGGUGGAUGGAAAUACGGAUCUAAACACGAUCAGUAGUAUGCUCUCGUCGGUGAAUGAAGCCAUCGCUACCAUUUCGAAGGUGCGCAAAAAGAAAAAGAAGCGCGAUCGAUUGUCUUCAUCCGGGGCCGGUAAUGCUUCUGAGAACCCACCGAUGGUUGUAUUGUCAAAGGCCAAUGUUAAGCAGGAAUUACACGAGGAUUCCGGCAUGUUGGCCACGUUGGUUGCAAAUAAUGCCGUUUUGGAAAAUGGUUUGAAUGAAACGAUUCCGACGAAUGAAGACCAUCGGGAAGUAGAAGAUGCCGAAUCGGAACAAGAUGUGGACGAUUAUGAUAAUGCGGCAGAUAGUUUUGCACAUCACAAUGAUGAUGGUGGGGAUAGUGAUAGCGACGUUGAGAUAAUAAGUGUGGAACAAUACCAACCGAUCGGUUCCGGGACAAAUUUUACUUCCAACUGGAAUGAUGUGAUGCGACCGAAUGACGAAUCGGCGCAACCGGUGGAGCUUCAGAUUAAACAAGAACUAAUGGCUUCGAACGAUGGAGAUGAGUCAGAUUUUGAAGGAUACGAAGAUGCUUCAAUGUUUGUUGCCGUGAAGCAAGAACCAAUGGAGGAAACAGUUGCAACGUCCCCAAUUGUGCAAUGCUCUGUGGUGGACAAACACAGCGAAGCAUCAUUUUCAUCUUACCAAGCGUUGCGAAUUAAGAUAAAAAAGGAAAAAGGAUUGCUUAAUGCAUCCGUGGUAGGUGAAGAACCCGCUACAACCGAUCCUAUAUCAACGCCCGAAGAAUGUACCGAGGAGCAAACCGACAAUGGUCAAUCUCGUGGAGCUGGCAAUACUAAGAAAGCGGCAAAAACGACUACUCAGCGAAACAGCAAAUCACCACCGGUGAAGCGUUACAUGUGCACAUCUGGGUCAUCGACAUCGACAUCUGGAUUGAAUGUGUCCAUUAAACAGGAACCGAUGGAAGCGGAGAAUGAACAGUCGCAGGAAAGCGUGACGGAUCCGGAGCAAGAUUAUCCAGCUGAGGCCACUUUUAUCGAUACGACGACGGUACGAAUUAAACAAGAACCGCAAGAAGGCAACAGCCCGGGUAGUCCUGCUGAAGAUGUGAUAACAUUCGAUGGAAAGCGCAUCAAGCGAGAACGUCUCGACGAUUAUCCCGCAUCGCACAACCCAAGGCAAGCGUCCAGCAAUGAUUCCUACAAGAAAUCACUCAAUCCACUGAGUCUUUCUGGUGUACGGAUUGCUGCGGGCAAAAAAUCGGCCGACAGUCAGUCGGGUGUAACGGUUAACAAAUCCAGCGUAAUGAUAAAUCCGUUUGCCUUGCUAAAACAAAAGGAAAGUGUGUCAACCGUUUCAGAGCAGGAUUCGACCUCGAAGGACAGUACCGAUUCUUUGGCUGAACAAUCGGAACGGUUCGGUUUGCCAGUAAUAUCGCAGGUCAAAUCGAUCGAUCCGGUAGAACAUUUAUCGUUAACUUCUGACGAUAAUGUUGCGGCGGAACCAACACCUGUAGUAGAACAACAGCAAAAGGAGACUACGGUAGAGAUGAUCAGAAAUGACAGCACAGAAAAUCUAAGGCAUACGGAUUCCCCUCCCAUGAGCGAACCGUCUGUUUCGAAGCCAGUAGCCGUAGCAUUCCCGCAAAAAAAUGUUGCUGAGCUGAAGAUCAAAUCCGUAACUACAGUGCCGGAAGAUAUUGUACCGCUGCCACAAGAAAACGAUGGUGAGCUGAGGACAUCGUCCGUUACUACGAUUCCGGAAGAUCUUGUACCGCCACAAGAAAAUGUCAAUGAUUUGAAGACAUCGUCCGUUACUACGAUUCCGGAAGAUCUUGUACCGCCACAAGCAAAUGUCAAUGAGUUGAAGAUAACAUCCGUUACUACGAUCCCGAAAGAUCUUGUACCGCUACAAGAAACUGUCAGUGAGUUGAAGAUAUCAUCUGUAACUACGAUCCCGAAAGAUCUUGUACCACCACAAGAAACUGUCAGUGAGUUGAAGAUAUCUUCCGUAACUACGAUUCCUGAAGAACAGAAUUUCCACAGUGAGGAUCCAUACAAUGAGCAACAACUGUCAGCUGGCGACGCCCAUAACAGUGAUGUUAAUGCCAUACCAGAAGGUGUUCCAGAACGCGACGAUUCGGAUGAUUUGAUCCCACGGCAAGUAACGAAAGAUGCCGAAACAUCUAGCGGGUCGGAUGUGAAAGAUCGCGUAGAAACAGUUGAUUCUUGUCAGGAUGAUGGAAGAUGUAAAGUAGAUGAACAUGAUGAUGAUGAUGAUGAUGAUAUCGAAAAAGAAGAAGAAGCAGAAGAAGAAAAAGAAAAGGAAAAACAAAAAACACCUCACAAUGAAGAAAAUGAGCGAGAAGAAAUUUCCGCGACUGCAACAAUUGCGGAACACGAACAACUACAGCCCAACAAUCAUGACACAGUUGUAGCCGAACCUACAGGUACUAUAGAUACAACUGCUGAAACAGACGGAGAGGAUGUUAACGUAAAUCCUGCAACAUGCUCGGAACGACAACAAGAACUACUCUGUGAUGAAAGUUCACGAGAGGAAGUUCAGCCAGGCACUCAGAAAGAGUUUGGUGCCAUUGCUAGCAAUGAUGAAGGUUUAGUCGCAAAACAAUAAUCUCCCCGUUUGUAUAGCUCUGCUGAUGAUGGAUAGCAUCGAGUUUUAUCAAUUAACAUGGCGCGUGAAGUACAAGAAGCGUUAGAAUCAUUCACUUUCUUUGAUUGCACAUUACAAUUAGCACACAACUGCUUCGCAAGUAACGUUCCAGCAAUAGCAAAAUUCCACUGCGCACGGUCGCAGUUUUGAAUUCUUUUGUCGAAUCUUAUUUUUUUAUGAGGUUAAACCUUAAUUCUUGGAAACUCAAAUUUCUUGCUCGAAGAGAAGUUUGAGAUAAUGACAAAAACAAUAGCGAAAUUGGAACUAUCUAAAAGGUUACGUUUAAGUAGUAGUAAGAUGAGUAUAUGGUAAGAUUACUUGUAUGAGAAUUAAAUGUAAAGAACUAGACUUAUAAUUACCAUCGAUAGUGCGGUAUAUUUCGCUUGUAAGAACAUAUGAAGAUAUAUAAAUACAUAUGACAAAGA